CGCCACAGUCUUUUUCUCUUUCGCUCGGAAGUCUACGUGGACGUUUCCGGGUCACAAGGUGCGGAUACCGCGAGUCAUGUGAUACCAAGAUGGCGGCGCCGAUGUAGCUGGCUUUUGGUUGUGGCGUCCAAGCAGCUGGGACAGAUUUUGCCUCGGGUUGUGGGGACAGCAACGCUCGGUUGGCCUCUGCGGCGGCUUGCAGCCACAUGUUAGGCACCACAUCAGGGCCGAGACUGUUGUUGUCACUGGUGGGUUUGCAGACGUCCCGGUGACCUCGCUGUAGGUGCCCUGCGCCGGCUGCCCUCGCCAGGGGAGGAGGAGGAGGAGAAGGGCGGCCGGCCUCCCCGGUCAUCUGGACUUGCGGAGUUCAUGAGGCCUGGAGAGCCCUGGGGGAGACACACCUCUGAGGGGCCGUGGGAGUUUGCGUUUGCGGAAGUGUGAGAAGCAGCCAAGUACCCUUGAAGGCGCAAAGAAGGCAUAGGACUUCGCUUCCUCCUCCAGAGUCGUGGCUUCCCUGUGUUGAUUACCCCGGCCUUCUUUUUUCACUUCCUCUCAAUGUUCUCUCCGUAUAUCUGGAAAUAAUGAUCAGCGCCCCUGACGUGGUGGCCUUCACCAAAAAGGAUGAGUACGAGGAGGAGCCUUACAAUGAGCCGGCUCUGCCUGAAGAGUACUCAGUGCCGCUCUUCCCCUUCGCAAGCCAAGGAGCUAACCCAUGGUCUAAACUGUCCGGAGCCAAGUUCUCUCGUGACUUCAUCCUUAUUUCCGAGUUCUCAGAGCAGGUGGGACCCCAACCCUUGCUGACCAUCCCCAAUGACACCAAAGUUUUCGGUACUUUUGAUCUCAAUUACUUUUCUUUGCGGAUCAUGUCUGUGGAUUACCAGGCUUCCUUCGUGGGCCAUCCCCCUGGUUCUGCCUAUCCUAAGCUGAACUUUGUGGAGGAUUCCAAAGUGGUACUGGGAGACUCCAAAGAGGGAGCCUUUGCUUAUGUGCACCACCUUACCCUAUACGAUCUGGAGGCCCGUGGCUUUGUGAGGCCCUUUUGCAUGGCUUAUAUCUCAGCAGACCAGCACAAAAUCAUGCAGCAGUUCCAGGAGCUUUCAGCUGAAUUUUCCAAAGCUUCCGAGUACUUGAAGACAGGCAACAGGAAGGCCUUCGCUGUGGAACUUGAAAAAAAACUGAAAGACUUGGAUUACACCAGGACCGUGCUGCACACUGAAACGGAGAUCCAAAAGAAAGCCAAUGACAAAGGCUUUUACUCAUCUCAAGCAAUCGAGAAAGCCAAUGAAUUGGCUAGUGUAGAGAAGUCUAUCAUCGAACAUCAAGAUCUGCUGAAGCAGAUCCGAUCAUACCCUCACCGGAAGUUGAAGGGGUCUGAUGUGUGUUCUGGGGAGAUGGAGCAUACUCAGGAUCAGCCUGACCAGGCAGCCACUACAUCUAACCCUGAUGAGUGUGCUGACACAGACCUUUACACCUGCAGACCUGCUUAUACCCCAAAACUCAUCAAAGCAAAGUCCACCAAGUGCUUUGACAAGAAAUUGAAGACCUUGGAAGAGCUCUGUGACACUGAAUAUUUCACCAAGACUCUGGCACAGCUCAGCCACAUUGAGCACAUCUUCAGAGGAGACCUGUGUUAUCUCCUGACUAGCCAGAUUGACAGAACACUACUAAAGCAACAGAGCAUAACGAACUUCCUCUUUGAAGACUUUGUGGAUGUCUAUGACAGGGUGGUAGACACACAAGAAAGCAUACCCUCUAAGCCCACUCAAGACAGGCCGCCUUCCAGAACUCUACAAGAAUGCCCAGUUCCUCAAGUGUUAAUUAGUGUUGGCUCUUACAAGUCUAGUGUGGAGUCUGUGCUGAUCAAGAUGGAGCAGGAACUUGGAGAUGAGGACUACAAGGAAGUGGAGACGACACAGUUGAACAGUUUUGACCCCCAGGAAAACUUGGACUACCUGGAUAUGGAUAUGAAAGGCAGUAUCAGCAGUGGUGAAAGCAUUGAGGUUCUAGGCACAGAAAAGUCUACCUCUGUGCUGUUUAAGUCUGACAGCCAGGCUAACCUCAUGGUGCCACUGAGCCCACAGGUGAUCCGGAGCAAAGCAGUCAGCCACAGAACCAUCAGUGAGGACAGCAUUGAAGUCCUCAGCACCUGCCCCUCUGAGGCCCUCAUCCCUGAUGAGUUUAAGGCCAGCUACCCAAGUGCUAUUAAUGAAGAAGAAUCAUAUGCAGAUGAUAGUGAGGGAGCCAUCCACUUCCGGGCAAACAGCCCAGCCGAGCUGGGUGAGCCAGAGGAGGGCAGCUUAGAAAACACCUCAUCACAAGCAGACUCCUGCUGCAUUGGGAAGGAGAGUGAUAGUCUGCUGGUGCCACUCUCUACUCCAGCCCACAUACUCUCUGACGAGGAUGGAGUAGUGAGCAUCCCCCCACAGCGCUACAGGCAGAAGGACCAGGGGUUCCAUGUGGACUUUGCAGUGGAAAAUGCCAGCCCUUCUUCCCGAGACAACAGUUCUGAAGGCUUCCCUGCUUAUGAGCUGGACCCAAGCCACCUGCUGGCUAGCCGGGACAUCAGUAAGACCAGCCUGGACAACUGUUCAGACACCACCAGCUAUGUGAGCAGUGUAGCCUCCACCAGCUUGGACAGGACUCCCUCUACUCAUCUCACUGGCCCCUCUUCUGAGAGGCAUAAAAAGAGGGCUGGCCAGAAUGCCUUAAAAUUCAUCCGCCAGUACCCCUUUGCCCACCCAGCCAUCUACUCCCUACUCAGUGGGAGGACGCUUGUGGUCCUGGGGAGGACGAGGCCUAGUCAGAAGCUUGUGACAGCAUUGUCCAUCUUCGUGCCCAACUACAGCCGCUAUGCCAAACCUGUGAAGCACUGGGUCUCCUCCCCUUUGCACAUUACGGAUUUUCAGAAGUGGAAGCUAAUUGGCCUGCAGAGAGUGGCAUCCCCGGCCAGUGCCAGCACCCUCCAUGUUCUGAGCCGCUACAGCCGCUACACGAGCAUUCUGGACCUGGACAACAAAACCCUGCGCUGCCCCCUUUACAGAGGCACCCUUGUGCCCCGGCUGGCAGACCACCGCACUCAAAUCAAGAGGGGCAGCACCUACUACCUGCAUGUCCAGAGCAUGCUCACCCAGCUCUGCUCCAAGGCCUUCCUCUACACCUUCUGCCAUCACCUGCACCUGCCUGCCCACAACAAGGAGAUAGAGGAGUUGGUUGCCAGCCGGCAGGCAAGCUUUUUGAAGCUGAAUCUGGGUCUAGUGAAUGAAGAUGUCAAGGUGGUCAAGUACCUGGCUGAGCUGCUGAAACUGUACUAUAUGCAGGAGUCUCCUGGCAUCAGCCAUCCCGUGCUUAGGUUUGACUAUGUCCCCAGUUUUUUGCACAAAAUCUGAGGUCAGUCCCAGCCACUGUGACCAAGACCUGUGACUCAGGGCACAGGGAAGGGAAAGGUUGGCAUGACCAAGCUUUUUAGAUUUAUGGUGUCAUAGGUGGGAAGGAAACCAAGGUGGCAGCUGUGGUUCCCAGGAGGCUCCAGGGAACCUGCCAGUUGGACUUGGAAAGAGGGAGAGCUUGGCUUUCUCUGAAGGUGUCUGGAAGGAUAGUAACAGCUCUUAUCUCCUUGUUAAGGAGUGACCCUGGGACUGAGGACUGGUAGGCAGGGCAGAGGAAAGCCUCAGUGGGGUGGGAUGAAAGGAAGGAAGAUGAAGCCCUGGUGGGAGGAAAAUGGUGGCCACAUUCAUCUCUGCUUAACACUUGGCUAGCAAAAUCAAGUGAAGCAGCCUGUUUCACUGGAAUGAUUUGGUGGAAAAGAGGAUAACGGAACAUCCAUUGCCUCAUUCAGACUGAAGCUGACUGGUGUCCUGGAGCCCAUCAGGCCAGGAGAGGCCCAGGAUGAAUGAGGAGAAGGGAGAGAGCUCUGCCCCAGCUGUGCAGUGGGAAGUAUACACCCUCCAGGCCCCAGUGCUGCAGCAGGGGUGAGCAGCACCCUGUCCCGACCCUCACUCCCUCACCUUGGAAACUGUUCCUGCAGCUGAGCAGGAGAGAUCAUCAUAGUUACUAGUUGUCAGUGAGCACUGCUUUUGGAUGCAGAGAGCCCAGGAGACAGGCAGGGCCAAGGUGCCACGUGUACCACUGUGCAAGUGAUGAAGAACCAGCAGGUCCACUUCUUUUGGCCAGAGUGAGUUAGUGCUGUCCACUCACCCAAAGCAAAUCUUUGCAACCACUUCACUACCUCUUGCGGGUCUCACGGGCACAGUGACAGCAGACUUGUGUUCAGCUGGUUGGCAUGGGUGGGCAGUCCGGGUGGUAAUAACUCAUGGCGGGGAUUUCCUCCAGGAAUGAGGAAAGCUUUCUUGUGUGGCUGUCUUCAUGGAUCUGCUUGAGGAGGUCGCACAGGCCUGGAGUACAGGCACCUCACGGCAGCUCACCUGUCCCCACAGAGUCCCCCCACGUAUGCUCACUUCACUGCAGCUCACUUCCAUCAUCAUGAGACUCUCCGCACCUUCUCAGGAGAUGCUCCCACGUCUCUCCACCAUGACCUCCCUGAGCUUCUUACACAAUGGCCACUGAUAUGUAGAUUGGAGUGUUUAUUGCAACCCAGAAAAUUUUAUGCCUUUUUUAAAGCAGUUUUCCCCUAAGUAGGGAGAACUCUUGAUAUUACUGCUUUUUAAUUUGUCCCCAGAAAGUUGUGAUAAAACAGACUUGAGCCAGCGACAGGUGGUGCUCCUGAGCACACAUGUGCAUAUCUACUAGGGUCGUGCUCUGUGUGGCUGGGGCCCCGCUGUUGAGACCUAGUCUACCUGUCAGCUUUGUAGAACACCAUUAAAGUCAGAGACCCCUGGUGACUAAGGAGGGUUUACCUCACAUCACUCCUUUGGUCCGUUCUCUGCAGAAUGAUAGGACCUGUUGGCUCCCACCCAUCAAGUGCUGGUCAGGGUCCCAAUCCUGUCAUGGCAGGGAUUUCCUCCAGGAAGGUGGUAGGCCUUGUGUGGCUUUCUUUGUGGACAUGUGUUUUUUGCCUCUGAGGCUAUGACUGAGAACCUUCUAUGGCAAAUGGUGCUGCUCACAUCUCAUUGGUUUCCCUUGUACCUCUGUCCAUUGCACAUUCUCACACAGACAACUCUCCUAGAAUGUCUUGGCAGCUUUGAGAUGUGAAGUGCAGUGACCUGUGGAGAAGGCUGUGUGGGAAGCCUGUUUCUCUCCAUGAGCCCCUCCCUCAUGUUCCAAGAUGCUACUUUAUUUUCUAACUGUGUGGCUAAUUGCUGCCUACUUAGGCCUCCAGGGACAUGAUUUGUGACAUUUUAUGUCCAAGGGAAGAAAGUUCUGUGGAGCCCCAAUGACAAGAUGAAAAGUGGUCAUUGGCACCACCCUUGCUGUUCCUGUGUUUCACACUGAUGUGGACUCUGCAGUUAACACUUUUCACUGGGGAAACAUACUGGCAGGUCAGCCAGACCCGGCCUUCUAGAAGUGAAGGCUACACACUGCCGCAGAUGUCUGCUUUGGAUACUGUUUGCUCAGAAGCUGUACUCCAGGGGCCUGAGGACUCUUAAGGCAAGACCAGUCUGGUGUAAAGAGAACAGAUUGUCUGCAGGGCCAGCCACAGAGAAAGCAAACUGAAAGCAUCUCGCUGGAGUUGUUUUUCUUUUUUUGAACAUACAGAUACUUGAUUGCUCACCUUUCACACAAAGCACACCUGCAGCCAUUUUCCUUCAGAGUUGUUUCUUCAUGAAGAAGGCAGUUUGGCUUCACUGACUACUGGGUGAAUUCCAGGAUUAAAUUUUGAUUAAAAUCUAACUUUUCAGCGUGGCAGUUUCAAAGGAUUGCCUGAUGCCAAGUAUGUUUCUUCUCAAAGUGGCACCUGGACUGAGCCAGUUUUGGCUGAGGCAGCUGAGCCUGUGAAGCUGACCCUUCUUAACCCCUACUCCCCCCACUGUGGAGAACUAGGACCUACUAGAAGUCUCAGGUGCAUCUGUAAAUUUUGAUGGUGGGGAGCCCUAUGUAAUGGGGCUACUCUUCAAGAAUUUUCAUUUGAAGUUUUCCUCUAGUAAUAGAUUAGUAAGUGUUAAUAAAACAUUAAAAAACACUUCCCAGAAAGUAAAGGAUAUCAGUGCCCCUUAUUUCUUCAGUCCUAUGAUGGCCCAGGCACCGAAACUUUGAGGUUUCUUUACUUCCAAUUACUGGCCUACCUUCUUUUUUUGAACCAAUCCAUGUUGACAGAAGCCAACAAGGCUGGCAGUUCUGCAGUAGUGAUUCCAGGGCUCCACUUCAGAGAGCAGCUGAAGGCUCUCACAAUAUCUGUGGUGCUGAGAUGCCCAGCCUGAGUGGCUGCCUCACACCUGUCUCUCCAGCAACCUUGCUCCUUUAGUGGAGUCUUCAGACUUUAGAAAUUGUAGCUUUUCCAUAAUUGACUGUGAUAGCUGAAGUUAACACAUGCUGUACCAGAAUCUGGAAAUGGGCCAUGAUAGCUCACCUGUCAUUUCCAACCAGCUUUUAACUUUUAUUUCAGAUUAGUACAAAGUAUAAUAGAUUCCAACCCCAAAUAAAUAACAUUUCAAAUCUGAGAAAGGCCCAUAGAUUCUACCCUAAAUGCCAGGCCUGUUUGUUUCCGUGAUGCAUCUGUUGGCCAAGAGCAGUGGAGGAUCUUGCAUGUUCACUGACCACUCACUUCUGCCAGAUAACAUGCCCUGCCUCCCUGGGCCUUUUGCUGGUGACGUGUUGUCUUUGCACAGGUGGUAGCACUCAACUGGUGGGGGGCCCAUGGUAGGUGUGGAUGGCCUUUAUAGGCACUGACGCCCCUCCCCCUGCCAGGCCAGCAAUCAGAUGUUACCUCCCAUUUCCCUGGAGAGCACCUAAGAAAGUGAUUUUAGUUCAUGCUUUCGAUCAAACCACCCAGCUGCCUAGCUUUUCUCUAAUACUGUGUUAGUGAAAAAACUGGAAUCUUAUAAGUGAUAAUGGUGGUAACGGACUGCAAAAAGGAAAAAGCAUCAAGUUGUUACUGGCUAGAAGCAGAAACUGUCUCGACUGGUAAGGUUGGAGCCCACCAAGUUUUCUGGAGCCCUUUCUCUGUUGGGCACUGACCUAAUGUGGCCUUAUCUCCUGAGGUUUAGUUAUGCACAUGGAAAGGAGGAAGCAGGAGGGAUGGAAUGAGCACUUUGCAGUGAACUAGGCUGCUGGCAUGGGACCCUGGCUCCUUGGGAAUGAGUGUUCAGCUCCAACAUGGAGGCUACACAGGGUCUUAGAAUGCCCUUUUGUCUUCAUCUGGGGAGUCAAACCCUUGAAAGGAUUUUUUUUAACAGCAUAACAGCUCCCAGAUUGAGGCAUAGAUGUGGGCACUGGUGUGUCGUCACCCACACCCAGAGAGACUAGCAGCUGUCCCCACUGGGUUGGGGUAAGUGCCAAUAUAGAGGACCCUAGGCCACAGGUGCCUUCCAGGCGGACCACAGGGCUCCACCCACUGACUGCCCAAUGCUGGCUGGCUACACAAGUCGGGCUGGAGAGAAAUGCCACCUUUAAGGUUGCAGUGAAAAGCAUAGUCUGUAAGGAAAUCUUGUUAUUUUUUUGAAAAGUAUUUUAUUACUGCAUGUUUGUCCAUAUUUGUGAAUAUGAACCUGAGCUCACCACAUGAGCUGCGGUUGUCACAGUGACGAGGGUGAGAGUAUAACAGGCGUGUGUGACAGCAGCUUGUAGGUAUGGCUGCACCAGAGUAAAUGCCAAACAAAUUGUAUGAGAAGUGUACUUUUUAAGAAAUUAAUUUAUUUGAGUUAUUUUUGAAAUAUAAAAAUUGGUUGUAUUUUUUAAAGCUAUAAUUCUUGUAGACAUUCUGUGGUUAAAAAUCUGUGCUUAUUAAAAAUGGUCAUUUAUGUUUUGCACUUCAGCUUUAUGAAAAAUAAAAUUUCUUUGGGAAGGUGA
Phyllostomus discolor (pale spear-nosed bat) is the source of this 7902-nucleotide messenger RNA. RefSeq names its product SMCR8-C9orf72 complex subunit (gene SMCR8). Gene Ontology annotation, molecular function: GTPase activator activity. Gene Ontology annotation, cellular component: guanyl-nucleotide exchange factor complex. NCBI's taxonomy places the organism in Eukaryota, Metazoa, Chordata, Mammalia, Chiroptera, Phyllostomidae. The record is from RefSeq and is a predicted model, not a curated record.